Molecule: messenger RNA, 4906 nt
Organism: Bactrocera dorsalis (oriental fruit fly)
Lineage: Eukaryota; Metazoa; Arthropoda; Insecta; Diptera; Tephritidae
Gene: Cka
Product: striatin-3
Exons: 6
Coding region: 645-2963 (772 amino acids)
Molecular function (GO): protein binding
Source: RefSeq, a predicted model, not a curated record
UUCAGUGUUCAUUUUAUAUAUACAAAACCAAAAAUUCGCAAAAAAACUUAAAUAUCAACCAACUGACAAAUUAAUUUUCUACUGUUUACAUCAUCAGCUUGUUGAUAUUUAGUAGCAUAACAAAUUAAAUAUACAGAUGUAUGUAUAUUAAAGCCAGACCUAGUGCUGAGUUGGCCGGUUCGUGCGUAGUGCUUGAUUUUUCAUAGAUCUUCAAGUGAUUAAUUUUUCUUUUUAUCUUACGUCCGGGAAUCCAUUCUCAAACUAAAAAACACUCACAGCAUCAUAAAUUGAAUCGGGCGAAAAGUCUGCCUAGUCCAAAAAACAGUGCGAUAAAAAUAUUUUUAAGAAAUAUUUUAUAAAGAACCAAUGAAACAAAAAAGCAAUAUAAAUAAAUUGUAAUUCUACAAAGCCAUCGGAUAACUUCGUAUAAAUAACAUCAAAUUAAAAUUGUAAAAACGAAACUAAGUUUGUCCAAAAACCUGCAUAACCAAACCUUUAAGUGCAAAUAUAAAAACUUCGUUUAUUGCAAAGCCUGCAACAAAAAGUUGUUGCAAAAAUACAACAAAAAUUCCAACGGCUUACAAUUAAUUAUAAGUUAAAAUCGCAAUAUAUUCGGAAACGCGUUAGCAUAAAAAUAAAUCUCGAUGGGCACUAAUUCAGGAGCAACAACUGGCAUAAAUAAUAAACCCGUCGGUGCGGGUGGUGCAAGCGGUAGUAGCGUUGUUGGCGGUGGCGGCGCCAGUGGUGUAGGUGGCGUUGGCGGUGUUGGUGGUGUCGGAAACAACAGUUUGAGUGGUGUCGUCGGAUCUGGAGGGAUUGGCAUUAGUAAUAAUAUUACGCCCGGAACUGUAGGUCUUGGUACAGGAAGCAAUGGUAGCGAAGAUAGUGGCAAUGGCGGAGGUGGCGGGUCUACCGGCCAGAACAAUCAACAAACUACGCCACAAUAUACCAUACCAGGCAUUCUACACUUUAUACAGCAUGAAUGGUCCCGUUUUGAGUUAGAACGGUCUCAAUGGGAUGUGGAUAGAGCUGAAUUACAGGCGCGCAUAGCAAUGCUAUUGGGCGAAAGAAAAUGUCUUGAAAGCCUCAAAUCAGAUCUGACACGACGCAUUAAAAUGUUAGAGUACGCUUUGCGACAAGAGCGUGCCAAAUUCUAUCGACUCAAAUAUGGUACUGAUCCGCCUCAAUUGAACGAGUUGAAGCCACCAACUGAUGAUGCUGGUCUUGGUAGUGAAGUAGCACCUGAUUCGGAAGUACCAUACAGUUCAGUAUCGAAUACAACUUGGCGGCAAGGUAGACAAAUGCUACGACAGUAUUUGGCCGAAAUCGGUUACACAGAUAAUAUAAUCGAUGUACGUUCGAAUCGAGUGCGCUCAAUACUUGGUCUCAAUAACAACUCCGAACAGGAGGAGAAUGUCAGUCCCAAUAUAAAUGGCAAUGAGAAUAAUAAACGUACUGCGGAAUCAGAGGGUCGUCGCACACCAGCUAAAAAAGCACAACAAAAUGAUGCCAUAAUUUUGGAUACUGAGGCCGCGGUAAUGGCUAAUUUCGAAUUUCUUGGUACUACUGAAAUGUCUGAUGACGAUGAGAUUUCUGACGAUCUCGAAAUGGUCUCCGGCGAAAACGAUGAUACCGAUAUGAAAACAACAAAACGUAAUAAAAGUAGCAAGGAUUUGAUAAGUGAAGAUCUUGAUGCCGAGGUUGGGGAGCAGCUUCUGAAUGAUAUAAAUCUAAUAACCGAAGGAUACUCAUCAUCGAAUACGACGGAACAAUUGAACAACACUGCUAACAAUGCAGCUGCCUCAGCCGCUGCCCGGCGCAAUCUCAUUACCGCUGUUACAGCCGGUGGCGAUGAAGAGGUUGACGCCUCGCUCGGCCUUGGCGAGCUGGCACAAUUGACGGUGAACAACGAGGCGGAGAGUUCGUACGAUGCGAACGCUAAGGAUGGCACUGGUGGCGGUACUGGAAGCUACCGUAAAACUUGGAACGCCAAAUAUACGCUGCGUUCCCAUUUCGAUGGUGUACGUUCAUUGAUUUUCCACCCGGAAGAACCGGUGCUGAUCACUGCAUCUGAAGAUCACACACUCAAAUUGUGGAAUCUACAGAAAACGGUACAAGCCAAAAAGUCAGCUAGUCUCGAUGUGGAGCCACUAUACACGUUCCGUGCACAUACCGGACCCGUACUGUGUCUCGGCAUGUCCACCACCGGUGACGUUUGCUAUUCGGGCGGUUUGGAUGGUAACAUUGAAUGCUGGCAGCUACCAUCGCCAAACAUCGAUCCCUAUGAUUGUUACGAUCCGGGCGUACAUUCAGGCACAUUAGAGGGUCACACAGACGCUGUAUGGGGACUGACCACGAUGCAUAGCAAUAUUGUGUCAUGCUCAGCCGAUGGCACCGUGAAACUCUGGUCGCCGUACACCAAGGAGCCGCUAUUGCGCACCUACACUGCUUCCGAGGCUGAAGGUACACCAUCAUCUGUGGAUUUCGUGCGCAAUGAAGUCGAUCACAUUGUGGUGGCGUAUAAUAGCGCUCAUUGUAUUGUGUAUGAUACGGAAACCGGCAAGCAGGUGGUCAAAUUGGAGGCUACACAGGAGAUGUCUGGUAAUACGGGGAAAUUCAUUAAUAAAGUGGUAUCGCAUCCGACGCUGCCUAUAACAAUCACUGCGCAUGAGGAUCGACAUAUACGCUUCUGGGACAACGUUUCGGGUACGUUGAUACACUCGAUGGUGGCACAUUUGGAGCCGGUCACGUCGCUUGCUGUGGACGCGCAUGGCCUGUAUUUGCUAUCGGGCUCACACGAUUGCUCGAUACGACUUUGGAAUUUAGACAAUAAGACAUGCGUGCAGGAGAUCACAGCGCAUCGCAAGAAAUUCGAUGAGAGUAUAUUUGAUGUGGCGUUCCAUGCUACUAAGCCAUACAUCGCUAGCGCUGGAGCGGAUGGCUUGGCCAAGGUGUUUGUUUAAAUAUGCAUAUUUUGGCCUAUUCGAAAUCAUCAGCAAAACAACCACCACCACCACCACCAAACAACAACAACCCGCUAGAUAACAAACAUAUAUGUGUGUGUGCGUCAUUAAAAAAAAAAUGGUAGAAACAAUGAGUUGAGAAAUUUGAUUUUAAAAGGACCAUGCGACGUUGAUAAAAGCGACGAAGGAAGAGUAGCAGAGUAAUUUAGUAAAACACGACACGCUGUUAAGAGAGUUAAUGGAGCAGGAGGAUGUCAAAUAGCAAGCAAGCAGUUGAACGAUUGAAGAAUUGUAGUGCAAGUAGAGCUGUAGUUGGUUUAAAUUAACAAAACAGAAGUAACAAAAACAAAAAAACUAAUUAUAUAUAUAUAUAUGAUACAUUUAUUAUUAUAAAAAUAUGGAUUAAGAAGCAUUUCUACUACAUACAUACAACAACAAAAAGGAAAAUUGCAAUAUAUAUACAUAUAUAUAUAUAUAUAUAUGCAUAAUAAAUAAAUAAAUAAAUAAUAAAACUUUUCUAAAAACAAACAGCAACUACAAAAUGCAAGAAAUUAAAAUUAAAUUAAAGAGCAUUCAUAAUGACAUGAGUGUUUCCCAUGUCUUAGUAAUUAGAGCUAGAGAGGAUUUGCAAACGCAAGCUAAAAUCGAAUGAUAUACUCAACACAUGAAUGUAUUAAGUAUAUAAAUAAAUAUUAAAUAUAUAUAUAGUUUACAAUUAAAAUUGUUUGAUUUGUUUCACUCAUACGCUCUCUUGCGACCGUUCUUUUUUUCAGGUUUUCGGGCAGCUUUUAGCGUAGAUGAAAACAAAUGCGUUUUCGAAUAAAAAUAAAACCAAAUAAAUUAUAACCAAAAGAAACGUCACUGCGUAUGCGCUGCAUUUAAAAAUGUAAGCCGUAAUAAUCUUGACCUUAUAUUCAUAUUCUUUUUUUUAUACAUAAAUAACCAAUAUUCUCAAUUUACCGUAUAUUUUUCCUUAUAAAUGGCCUCAUUUAUUUUGCUCAGUUUAAAAUAAAUAAAUAUUUGCGUUAGAAACAGGAAAUUGUUUCAAAUUCGUAUUUUGUUUUUCACACAAAUAGUGUUAAAAAAGUUAGUACUGGCGUUUUUCAUCACUAAAAGCGCAUUUAUUGCUAACAUCUGCUUAUGAAAUAUAUAGAAAAAAUAUAUAUUAAUAUACUAUAUACCCAUCAUUUGGUUGAGUAUAUCAUUCGAUGUUUCCUCUACUUAGCAAUUAGCAACAGUAAAAUCGUAUAAAUAUGACUUCAUGUGGUUUAGAAUAAAAACGAGCAACUACACACGAAUGCAGCAAGCAUAAAACUGGUUUAUAAAAUAACUGCUAAUUUUCAUUCGCUUAACUGAUUUCCGCAAAAUCCCGUCCUAUUCCUGUCACUCGUAGCCCGAGAUGUAAAAAAGUAUUACAUUCAACUAUUAGCAGCAAUCCAAUUACGCAACAAGAAAAAAUUAAAAUAACCAAUAUGUGUAAAAUGUACUACAAACAGGCCGCGUAUUAAGAGUAUUCGAGUUAUAAUUAAGUAUGAAAAAUAGUGGCAUUUAUAAAAUCAUGUACAUUUUAUGAGCAUAUUAUAAAUAAUGUUUUUUUAUUAACCAACUUUUCGAUACUUUAUCUCGCAUACUUUUUUUUUGCGGAACAUGUUUUAGUUUUUUGGUAUAAAUAACUGUGUAGACAACUAGACACUGCAUACAAAUGUAGCAAAAAUUACACGUAGACAAAACUAAAUGUAUUUUAUAAACAUAAUUCAUUACAAACCGAACUAGCUUAACGCAGCUCAUUAACCAUAUUAAACAAACAUUAAACAUUUUCAAUGCAGUUUAUACAUUUAUUUAUUGAAAUAGUUGUUGUUUGCAACGACAUGUCUGCUCUAUCUAUUAAGCCCAGACUCGUCUAACGUAUACUCGCAGUUGUAAAUAUUCAUACAUAAUUUUUA